Orbilia oligospora ATCC 24927 is the source of this 1071-nucleotide messenger RNA. RefSeq lists its product as uncharacterized. Lineage: Eukaryota; Fungi; Ascomycota; Orbiliomycetes; Orbiliales; Orbiliaceae. Gene Ontology annotation, biological process: regulation of DNA-templated transcription. The coding region runs from base 1 to 1071 and encodes 356 amino acids. The transcript is spliced from 3 exons. Gene Ontology annotation, cellular component: nucleus. The record is from RefSeq and is a predicted model, not a curated record.
AUGCUGGGUUUAGUACAAUACGACAGCGAUGAGGAAGAUAGCCAGGAAAUCGAGGAACCACAAUCUCCUCAAGAAUCUUCAGCAAACAUUAAGGGCGGACCCAAGGCUAUAGACACAGCUACCCCUGCCAUAUCAACAAAAGAUGCUGCGUCCAGGAACGUGAUAGCCCCCGUCGCGGCACCGACGUCUGCAGUCCUUGCGAUAUCCUCGCCGCCACCAAUUCAAGGACCCCAAGUCCCCUCACAGAAUGAGAACGAUACCUUUGGACCUAUGCGCCCAGUGUCAAUCGAGAUAGAAUACCCGCCUUCCGACGAGGGUGAGAACUCAAGACCGACAUCGCCUCCACUAUCACCUUACUCCCACGCACGAUCGCUUUUACGUUCAUACACGAUUCCGAAUCUUACACCCGAUUUCUCAAUCCCCGAAUCACCGCCUGGGUCUCCACCGGCGGCUACAUCGAAACAAUUUGCUACUUUCCUGAAUCUUAAAAAGAAAAACGUUCAUUUCAACCAAAAGUUAUCGCAGACUAUGGCUUUACGAAAUCCGAAUUUGUUGGAGAAUUUGAUGAUGCACGUUGGUAUGGAUUCUGUGGGGCAGUAUGCGAGUAAUUGGAGGAAAGAUAUUUGGAAUCCAGAUCCGAAGUUUUUGGGGGAAGGAAUUGAGAGUUUGAGAGGGGAGAAUGCAGUACAAGCUUUGGCGAGGUUGCAAAAGGUUGGAUUUGAGGAGAGGAUGGCAGAGAGGAAGACAGUGGAGUUUGUGGGGAGUAGUAGUGCUAGUGGAGACAAAGGCGGUAGUGGAAAACCACAAGCCCCAAUGAGUGCUGCAGAACGGGUGAUGUCUGGGCUUGAUCGUGAGAGAAAACCGUCACCAUCGGUAUCGAGGCGAGACGGACAGGGUGGUCCUAUGAGAAGAGAAGAUGAUAGAGAUCGUGACCGUAAUAGGAACCGCGACGACGGGAGGAGGGAAAGGUAUAGAGAUGAGCCGGAAAGGCAUAAACGGCAUAGGUCACGAUCGCGAGAACGCUCGAAGGAAAGGCAGCGGUACCGGGAGAGAGAUUACGGAAGAAGGUAG